Molecule: messenger RNA, 2698 nt
Organism: Colletes gigas
Lineage: Eukaryota; Metazoa; Arthropoda; Insecta; Hymenoptera; Colletidae
Product: protein charybde-like
Exons: 4
Coding region: 878-1360 (160 amino acids)
Biological process (GO): regulation of TOR signaling; apoptotic process; negative regulation of signal transduction
Cellular component (GO): cytoplasm
Source: RefSeq, a predicted model, not a curated record
GGUUGUGUGUGGGGCAGGGGAGUGAUAGUAAGGGUAAGAGACAAAGAAACCGUACGUCGUCGAAUAAGAAUUGUCGAAGCUACUGCUGUUAUUUAUGAAAAAAUAAGUAAUUGAUUUUGAGCGAACGUAGAUGAAAAAGAACGAGUUCACGAAACGUUUUAAGUAUGCAUCGUGGCUGGGAUACUACGGAUAUCGUGCAGUAAGAUCAAAAAUGUAAAGAAAGAUGAUCGUAUCACAAGAAGUAUACAGUAAAAUAAAUGAUUCAUGAUCAUUUGAGAAGUCGAUUACAAUUGGACGGGUUCAAAAAUUGAUAUGAAUAUGGAAAAGCAGUAAUGUAGAGAAAGGGGAAAUAAACAUCGAAAACACCGGUAGGCCACGAUUAUGCCGAGAUAGAACUGCCUUGGUCGUUUCGUUGAUCGUUCGGUAGAUGAUGGCGAAGGAAAACGGUAUUAAGGACCGAAGAUAACCGAACGACAAGAAACGGAAACACCCGAAGUGGAUGCAGUGAGAAACAUCACGUAGUCUGUGUUGCUAGGCGGCUUGUGGAGGGCGAUGCAAGGGAAAAAUUGACAGAGAGGGGGAUGUUGGUAUAAAAGUCGCGUCAUCGAUGCCGGCGAAUCAGUUGUUCGAAUGAGAUAUGUGUAACUGUUUGUCUUUUGUUGCAUGGUGUUGGUUCAAGUGAAAGUUUAGGAAAGAGCACCGUUUUAAUUCAGAUAUUUGGCAAAAGUGAUAUCGCUCGUAUUGCAAAGAGUACCGGAAAUUUGUUAUCGGUGACAAUUAAAGCAUUAAACGCACUCGCAACGUCAAAGAAACAAUAUCAUCCGUGUUGUAAUCCCGAAAAGAUUGUUCUGACGUUCGUAGUAUCUGCCUUUGGAACAUGGAGGUUUUACCAUGUCCCGUGAACGUGAAUUUCAGCAACACGAGAGCUGGAACUGUGACUGACGAAUUAGUGGACGGAGCUUGCCAGGCUCUGGCGAAACGUCUGGAAGUCGAACUAAGGAGGGCCAAGCACGCUCAGUUGGCUUGCGGGGAAGUGUUGCUACCUGCCGAUCUUUUACCUAGAAUAGCCAAAAAUGUUCUCAGCAUGGCUGAAAAUGAACCUUGUGGUCUUCGAGGUUGCACCUUGUUUAUCAGUUUUGAAACCGACAGUGUAUGUCGCAAAUUGUCAAAAAUACAAUGCGACCCUAACGCAGUAUCAACCUUCGAACUUUACUUGACGUUAAAGCAGGAUCAUACGUCGUGGCACAUUCUCUUACCUCAAUUUUUAAAAAAUCUUACGCGAGGAGGUACCAUCAUGAUCAGUAGAGAUUUUACCUUGGAAAAAAAGAAAUUGUACAGAUCAUACCAGCAGACACAAUGAACGAUUUAUUUGUUUCUGUGUCAUUCGAUUUUCUUGGUAGAUACAGUUAUUCCAAGCUCCUCCAAUAAUUUCAUAGGAUCAAGAAGAUGAUCAUCUUAGAGCCUAUAUUUUCCACGCAGAAUAGCAGAUCGAUAUUUUCGAUGUGUGCAUAUUUUGCAGUCGUCAAAGGAGGAGAAACGAAGAAAAGAGAGACAGAGGGAAGAGAGAUAUAAAAUUCGAUAUGCUAAAUUUUUAAGAUAUCGAUAUAUCUCCAGACCAUAAUAUUAAAAAGCGAUUGCAAAGAAAAAAAAAGUUGGAAACGCGUCCCGUUGCGGAAAUGCAGAAAUAAUAACGUUGCGUUUAAGUCCAAUCUGCGAUGGCUCGAGAUAGAUUCUGCGAGAUUUGGCUGUGUUUUUAGCCGCUAAUAUUGCGAUCGGUUUGAAGACAAAGUUCGACUAUUGUGAUAGUAAGACAAAACAUAAAUUUCACUAUUGUUAAGGGCGAAAAAGUUUCUAUACGCGAUUCUUGAACUUUGCAUGCUCCUUUAAUCGUAAAAUUAACAAGGUACCGGUGUCGUAGUAUAUCCACGCAAGGAACAUUAAAAUGCAAACGUAUCCAACCAAUAGCGAUGCAUUUUUAGAUAAAUGUACGAAAGAUAAAAGUAAUCGGAUAGAUUGUUAUAAUGCUAUUUUAAACCUACAUUUCGCAACUUGUUUAUGGAACUUAUUGGGAGUGUAAUAAACAUGAUAAUAAAUUUCCGGGGUCGCGUACAGAUACAUUCUCACGUUAUAAGAGAAAACGUAUCUUCGUUUGACGAAGCGAUGAUUCGUUUAUAGAUUCUCCGUGAUAACGCCUAACGACACCGGUUAGUCAUAAUAGUCUAGGUAUCUAGUUAGAUACGCUAUAAUUUUUAGUUUGAAAAUCGCCAUCUGAUACCUAAACUGACACCCGUUCGAUACACAUUCAUACAAUUUGUUUUUAAUCAUUCUGGUCCGUGUUGCGCGUUUUUUUUUACCCGAGGAUGUCGAUCAUCUAUCGUUACACUAAUCUUGAUCAAAUUCCCUCGUUCCGACGCCUCGUCUAAUCACGAUAAUUUAGGUAUCGAUUGGUAAUGAUGUUGUGAUAUUAAUAAAAACAAAAGUGAUUAAUAAAUAACAUAUAUCUAAUUCGCGCAACAUAUUAAACAAUCAUGUACGUAACUUCUCCUGUAUUAGCAACAGUUUUCUAGGACAAAACAAUUAUGUUUGCUGUUCGCGAAUUAACAUAGUUGACGACUUUAAUAGAAUAUUUUGUUUAAACAUUGAAAUCAUUUUCGUCCGAAGAAAAUAUGUAUCGGUUCUUCCGGGAGGACGUGUAAUA